AUGACAAGAGAUUUUAUUAUUCUGAUAGUCAUUUCGUCCCUUCUCUUUGUAGUAGAUUCAUCUGAAUAUCCCUCGUUGUCUGAUAAGGGUUUCGGCAGUAUUUCCAAUAUAAGCCCACACUCGCAACUUCAACUAGGAGAUGUCAUCGAGGGCUUAUCCACGCUAAGACGCUAUCUUCAAUUCUCUGGCUACCAUAAAGACACUUUGAAUCCUGACUCCGAUGAGUUCACGGAAGACCUCAAAUCAGCCUUGCGAGUCUUUCAGCGGACUUACAAUCUCGACGUCACUGGCCAGCCAGACAGCCGCACCGUUUCGCUGAUCACGCAGCCGCGAUGUGGCGUUCCUGAUGUUAUAAAUGGCGACUCCAUUGUGUCAGAGGACGACUCGGAGAAGAUUAUUGACUGGAUGUCCCCUUUGAAUAAGAAUGAUUUCACUUAUGGUUUUUAUCCUGCAAAUAAUGUGAAGCUAUUAUCCGAGGCUGCGUUCAAGGCUACGGUCGCUGACGCUUUCAGCUGGUGGGAGAAGGAGCUCGAUGGGAAGACCUUCACAGAGACGCUGUGGUCCGAUCAAAGUGAUAUUGGAAUCGUGUUCUUGCCGUUGGACGGGAAGCUAGGGGUGGUAGGCACCACCGUGUCGGAUUCGACGCCAAGUUGGGUCAUCUACUUGGACUCCGAUGAGAACUGGGUCGGCACCGAUGUCAUGACGGAGGCCGACCCACUGGACUUGGAGUGGGAGGUGAAGCACCAAAUCGGGCACGUGCUGGGAUACGGCCAUGCGGUGAAUUCGACGUCUGUUAUGCACCCUUUCAUCUACAUCGGUGAUGAGUCAUCCACGACCACACCGUUGCUGCAGACGCAUUUACACGGCGGAGCAGCAGGCGGCGUAGGGGCAGGAAUGGGGACUGGUUUCAACUUUUUUGCUUGA
Prosopis cineraria is the source of this 924-nucleotide messenger RNA. Its product is annotated as metalloendoproteinase 5-MMP-like. Gene Ontology annotation, biological process: proteolysis; extracellular matrix organization; collagen catabolic process. The transcript has a single exon. The record is from RefSeq and is a predicted model, not a curated record. Gene Ontology annotation, molecular function: zinc ion binding; metalloendopeptidase activity. Gene Ontology annotation, cellular component: extracellular matrix. The coding region runs from base 1 to 924 and encodes 307 amino acids. NCBI's taxonomy places the organism in Eukaryota, Viridiplantae, Streptophyta, Magnoliopsida, Fabales, Fabaceae.